Molecule: messenger RNA, 4013 nt
Organism: Molossus molossus (Pallas's mastiff bat)
Lineage: Eukaryota; Metazoa; Chordata; Mammalia; Chiroptera; Molossidae
Gene: NPNT
Product: nephronectin
Exons: 13
Coding region: 34-1791 (585 amino acids)
Cellular component (GO): membrane
Molecular function (GO): calcium ion binding
Source: RefSeq, a predicted model, not a curated record
CAGCCGCGCCGCCGCCGGGCCUGGCCGCCCGACAUGGAUUUCUUCCUGGCGCUGGUGCUCGGAUCCUCUCUCUACCUGCCGGCGGCCGCUGAAUUCGACGGGAGGUGGCCCAGGCAAAUAGCGUCGUCAAUUGGCCUGUGUCGUUAUGGUGGGAGGAUUGACUGCUGCUGGGGCUGGGCCCGCCAGUCCUGGGGACAGUGUCAGCCUUUCUACGUCUUAAGGCAGAGAAUAGCCAGGAUAAGGUGCCAGCUCAAAGCUGUGUGCCAACCGCAGUGCAAACACGGUGACUGUAUCGGACCGAACAAGUGCAAGUGUCAUCCGGGAUAUGCCGGCAAAACCUGCAAUCAAGAUCUGAACGAGUGUGGCCUGAAGCCGCGGCCCUGCAAACACAGGUGCAUGAACACUUUCGGCAGCUACAAGUGCUACUGUCUCAACGGAUUCAUGCUGAUGCCCGAUGGGUCCUGCUCAAGUGCCCUGACGUGCUCCGUGGCCAACUGUCAGUACGGCUGUGAUGUUGUGAAAGGGCAGAUACGGUGCCAGUGCCCCUCCCCCGGCCUCCAGCUGGCUCCCGAUGGGAGGACCUGUGUGGAUAUUGAUGAAUGUGCUACCGGAAGAGCCUCCUGCCCUAGAUUUAGACAGUGUGUCAACACAUUUGGGAGUUACAUCUGCAAGUGUCAUACAGGCUUCGACCUCAUGUACAUUGGAGGCAAAUACCAAUGUCACGAUGUAGAUGAGUGCUCCCUUGGUCAGCAUCAGUGCAGCAGCUUUGCUCGCUGUUUCAACGUGCAUGGGUCCUACAGGUGUAAAUGUCAGGACGGCUACCACGGCGAUGGACUGAGCUGCGUGUAUAUUCCAAAAGUCAUGAUUGAACCAUCAGGUCCAAUUCAUGUACCAAAGGGGGAUGGUACCAUUUCAAAGGGUGAUGGAGGACACAGUAAUUGGAUUCCUGAUGUCGGGAGUACUAGAUGGCCUGUAAAGACACCGUAUAUUCCUCCUGUUGUUACCAACAGGCCCACUUCUAAGCCAACAAUAAGACCUACACCAAACCCAACAAGGCCUACCCCACCUCCACCCCCACCCCCACCCACAGAACUCAGAACACCUGCACCACCACCAACGCCAGAAAGACCGAUCCUCAGACUGACGACUGCAGCACCAGCUGCUACAUCUCCAAGAGAGAUUACAGUUGACAACAGGAUACAGACAGAUCCUCAGAAACCCAGAGGAGAUGUGUUCAUUCCACGGCAGCCUUCAAAUGAUUUGUUUGAAAUAUUUGAAAUUGAAAGAGGAGUCAGUGCAGAUGAUGAAGCAAAGGAUGAUCCAGGUGUCCUGAUACACAGUUGCAAUUUUGACCAUGGGCUUUGUGGAUGGAUCAGGGAAAAAGACAGUGACUUGCACUGGGAACCCGUGAGGGAUCCAGCAGGUGGACAGUACGUGGCCGUCUCCGCAGCCAAGGGCCCCGGGGGGAGAGCCGCGCGCUUGGUGCUGCCGCUCGGCCACCUCGCGCAGGCAGGGGACCUGUGCCUGUCGUUCAGGCACAAGGUGACGGGGCUGCACGCCGGCACGCUGCAGGUGUUCGUGAGAAAGCACGGUGCCCACGGAGCGGCCCUGUGGGGCAGAAACGGGGGCCACGGCUGGAGGCAAACGCAGAUCACCCUGCGAGGGGCCGACGUCAAGAGCGUCAUCUUCAAAGGUGAAAGAAGGCGUGGCCACACUGGCGAGAUCGGAUUGGACGAUGUGAGCUUGAAAAAAGGCCACUGCACCGAAGAACGCGAGCGACUCCAUAACUAGCAAUGAAGUCCUGUGUUGCUCCCUCUUCUUUUUCUAAUCUUCACCUCCUGUCUGCUCCCUUUUAACAGACCUAGGAGAAGAGUGGGUCAGUGGGUCAGAGUGUCUGGGCAUUGACCCACAUCUUGUUGCCUGCUUUUGUGCAAUCCCAAUGAACAGUGACACUCUCCUUGAAAUGGGACAUUUGUGGACACAUGCAAGCCAUCUGUGGCUCCUUUAGGAACUGAUCUUCAGCAUGUGUGACCUGUGCCAUCCUUCAUUCAUCCUGGUGACAAGGUGUUCCUUGUAGUAAAUUAUGGGAGAUGUUUUCAAAAGAAAUUUGUGCAAAUAGCCAUUCUGUUAUCUGUUCAGUGUUGUGCCACUAGUAGUAUCGGCUUCCCCUAAGACGUGUCGUAGUGUGCUUGUGAAAUGUUUCUCCUCUUCACCGUUAGUGCUGGACUGAACUCUUUACUGCCACUCACUUUAUAAAAGAAGGAUGUGUAACAUAUCAAAAUGCAUUUAUUCUUGUUAUUUGUGUAUUUCUUUUUAAGACAAUUAUGUAAUUGUAAUUAGUAGUAUUGUGUUUUAUGUAAAUGUGCUGUUGAUAUUAAGUAGUUAUGUGUUCCUGAUAUUUACAGACUCUAGUUGCCAGGGCAAGGCAGCUUGUGAUCUCGAGUUAAAAAACACCCGGUGAAAUGUUAUCCAGUUCUAUAACCUUAUAUUGGUAGCAAGAGAAAUUUGGAAAUGGUGUCAGGUGGGGUAGGGGAGGGAUGAACGUUUUCAGAGGAUAGUCAACCAUCGAGGUAGACAAGAAGCUGCAGCUAGCACGUCAAACCCUCACUGUUUCUCACUACACUGAAAACCAGCAGCUUUCACCGUAGUAACACGGUUCUCUGGUGAUUUGUUAGAAACUUGGCGAAGUUCUGGCUGUUGCACAGGACAGUCUGUUUCUGGGAGCAGGGUGAGGAGGAGCAGGGGAGCAGCGCUGUGAGAAUAGAUUUCAUACUAAUUUUCAAAUCAGUAUAAAUGUAGGCAGGUCUAGCUCCUAACUUAGGUCAGGAUGGGCGAGGGAGCCAGUCUCAUGCUUUGAGGGAUUGAAUUGUUGGAAUAGAAUUCCCUCACACACUAGAGCAACAGGCGAAUUCAAAGAUCUAAGAACCCUCAACUAAUAUAUUUUCCCCCUUGCAUAGUUUAUAUUAAAAAGUAUAUAUAACCUUUGAAAUGCAACUUACUACUGAGGCUUUUCCUCAUUUCUGAUUAAGUAAUCAAAAUAUUUUCUGCUGUUUUUGCCAGGAAUCACAAAGAUGAUUAAAGGGUUGGGAAAAAAGCUCUAUGAUGGUAAAUUAAAGGAGCAGGGAUUAUUCGGCCUGGGGAAGGCAAGACAUCAUUGCUGGUUUUCAAGUGUGUGAAGGGUUGGUACAGAGGGGAUGGUGACCAGCUGUUUGCCAGAUGCACUAAGACUAGAACAAGAGCAAGCAGGCUUAGACUGGAGUGUGAGGGAGUCUUUGCAGGCAGGGUCAGCUGUUCAGUUAGAGUCCCUUAUAAAAGAGUGUGAAUCUCUCAUUUUCCCCAGAGGCUUUUAAAAAAUUAGAUAAAAAUUUGUCUAUUUAAGGUAGUUAAGGAUGGUCAAGAUAGAGUAACAGAUUACAGAAUCUCCCCAAAGAUGUUUUGCUCCUAUUACUGUAAUGAGAAUCUCCAGAACUAAGUCAUUUGGAUUGGGCCACGGUUUAAUUUAGGUACUUCCCUCUGUUGCUCCCUAGUGAAGAAGAAUCCAAAGGGGACAAGUCCACCAAGUGCUGAGCUCACCACAGUGUCUCUCCCUUUAUGGCAAACCUAGCAGUAUUAAAGCAAAAAACAAAAACAUAUAUAUUAUAUAUAUAUUUAUUCAAAAAGAGUAUAAUGAACAGAUGUUUUAGUAUCUCGGUAUUCUAAUGUGAUGUUUUUCUUUUUCCUUGAAAAACACAUUCACCUGCUCAGUGGAUGAUGCUUCAGAUUUUUAGAGACCAUAACAAGGAACAGAGUUUACAGAAACUUUUAACUGGUGCAUUCUUUCUGCAAUUUACGUAACGUGGCCACGGAUAGAGAGCGCCAGGCCCCACACGGCCGCCAGGUGCUCUCCUCCGCCUAAUUGGUAUAGUUCACUGUCUCGUUAUCAGGAGACUCUCCCACGUUCCACAAUGGUAAUGUUUUUUUGAACAAUAGGUGUAAUAGUAUAUAUUUGGUCAUUUACCUUGGUGGGGGCAGGA